This is a messenger RNA of Osmerus eperlanus (European smelt), 1016 nucleotides long. RefSeq names its product NEDD8 ubiquitin like modifier (gene nedd8). NCBI's taxonomy places the organism in Eukaryota, Metazoa, Chordata, Actinopteri, Osmeriformes, Osmeridae. Gene Ontology annotation, cellular component: nucleus; cytoplasm. The record is from RefSeq and is a predicted model, not a curated record. Gene Ontology annotation, molecular function: ubiquitin protein ligase binding; protein tag activity. Bases 151 to 420 code for a protein of 89 amino acids. Gene Ontology annotation, biological process: protein neddylation; regulation of proteolysis; modification-dependent protein catabolic process. The transcript is spliced from 4 exons.
CCUCAAUUGAAAUUUGCGACGAACAGUGAAACAACAAUUUUAGUACCAAGUCACUCUAGCUACUCCAGUAGUCAAUUGAUUCAGUCUUUCGCCACACUUUCUUAAUAAUAAUUUCAGGUAACUUUUGAUUCAUAAGCAACAUAAAUCAGGAUGUUGAUUAAAGUCAAGACGCUCACCGGUAAGGAGAUCGAAAUUGACAUUGAGCCGACAGACAAGGUGGAACGGAUUAAAGAAAGGGUGGAGGAGAAAGAGGGGAUCCCUCCCCAGCAACAGAGGCUGAUCUACAGUGGUAAACAAAUGAACGAUGAGAAGACAGCAGCAGACUACAAGAUCCAGGGGGGCUCAGUUCUACAUCUGGUCCUCGCCCUCAGAGGAGGGGAAGUCCUCCACAGCCCCAGGAGCCUCCAAUCUGCCUUGUAAACCACCAACACCGCCUUAAUAACCCCCCCCCCCCCCCCCCAUGCACAGAUCCAAGUGAUCCUGGUGACCCAUCCCUCCCUGUGCUGAAUUGGGUCACUAUGACGACUGUAGGUGCUCUGCUCAGGCCUGGGUCAAACACGGCUCAGAAUUAUUAUUAUCAAGCACUUUGUGUGCAAUUGAUUUCAACAAAGAACCAUGGAACCAUUAAAUACAACUUUGAGGUCAAACCAACCAACAAGUAUUUGACUUAUAUCUUUCCCAGCUCUGACUCUGUCUGAGAGGUGACUGUUUAUCUUAAGUCUGAAUCUUGAACCCCGGCUAGGCUCAUUGUUAAAUCACCAGAAAUGCUGUUUUCAUAUGAAUACUCUAGUCUAGACACACACAUUUUGUUUCCUGAUUGUGUGUUUUCCAUGUGGAUUGUUAUGUUUUUGUCUGAAGUGUUGUCAUGUUAGACUCGGACGGUCCCAUCCCUGAAGAAGCAUCAGAUGACUGCUGAUAUUACGUUUACAAACGUGCGGGAAAGUUUGAGAAGUUAUUCAUUUUGGUAGAUUGCUAUGUCAUGGUUUUGUUUGUCAUUAAAAUAAAUUGCGUUACUA